Messenger RNA from Penaeus chinensis, 1245 nucleotides. RefSeq names its product glutamate receptor 1-like. The coding region runs from base 1 to 1245 and encodes 414 amino acids. The record is from RefSeq and is a predicted model, not a curated record. NCBI's taxonomy places the organism in Eukaryota, Metazoa, Arthropoda, Malacostraca, Decapoda, Penaeidae. The transcript is spliced from 10 exons. Gene Ontology annotation, molecular function: ligand-gated monoatomic ion channel activity. Gene Ontology annotation, cellular component: membrane.
AUGGACCGAGGGAAUGUCUUGAAGCUGGAAGCUAAGGGUGGAUGCGACCCUGCACCCCCGUCGGCGUUAACCCCUUGUUACGAGGUAGUGGAGCCAAAGAAGUAUGAAUGGACGGAUUUAGUAGAUCUCGCUCAUCGCUCUGAAGUCGACAUGACCGGUCUGAUGGCGGCCUUGCACGAGCGCCAUGAGCUAGUGGACUUCAGCGUCCCUCUGUGGCUGGACGGGAAGACCAUCAUGUACAAGAGGCCAGUGCGGGGGUCAGAUAUUGCGGGUUUCGUGAAACCUUUUACGCCGGAGUUGUGGAGCCUCGUGAUGGCCAGCACCUGCCUCGCCUUCCUGGUCACGGGCGCAGUCCACCUCGGGCAGGCCCUCGCUCCCGGCGGCGACGCGGAGCAAGAGAGGAAGCGGCCGGGUGGAGGUCAGCAGAUCCGAGAGGAGGUCAUCGACAGCGCAAACAAUUCCUUCCUCUGGACCUUUUCGGCGCUCCUUGGGCAGUCCGUGGCUCGCGUGCCCUCCAGCGCCCACGUCCGCGUGGUCGCCGGCGUGUGGCUCGUGGCGUCCCUCGUGGUCGGCGCCGUCUACCGCUCCAACCUCAAGGCCAUGCUGAUCCUGCCCAAGUUCUACCUCCCGUUCGACACCCUGGCCCAGUUCGCGGCCACGGACAUCCAGCUGUUCACGCCCAAGAAUGGGCUCAUGGACAGGGCAAUCCAGGAGGCGCCCCCGGACUCGCUCCUGGGAAGGCUGAAGGACCGGAAGAUCGCCCACCAAGAGCUCUUCAGGGCUUUCCAGGGCGUGAAGGAAGGGAUCUUCGCCGGCUCGGGUUCCCAGGUCUCCGGCUGGUUCUUCCUUCAUAACGACUUCUCGCUGACAGGGGAAUGCAACACUUACAUGAUGUCUGAGCUGAUGUUCCAAACGACGAGUCAGUGUCUGGCCUUUCCCAAAGGGUCUCGUCUGAAAGCAAAAGUGGAUCGAGUGAUCCACGGCCUGAAGGAGUUCGGGAUCCUCGACCACCUCCUGCGCCGCACCAUCCACAACGCGACCGAGUGCCUUAAGCCCCUCAGCGCCCAAGCCGACAACUCCCUUCGGCCGCUGGAACUCGGGGACUUCCACGGCGUCUUCAGCAUCUACUUAGGAGGCAUGGUCCUCUGCACCUUCGUCUUCCUCGCCGAAAGGGUCAUCGGUUCUCGAGCCAAGAAAAGGUCAGAGGUUGAGGUCACUGGAGGGCAGAGAGGACGAAGACCUUAG